AUGGGUAGCAGACGUCAUAAGAACAAGCAAGCCGCUCCACCAACUUUGGAGGAAUUCCAAGCUAAAAAGGACAAAAAGGCUAAUAGAAAGUUAGAAAAAGGAAAGAGACCUUCUGCCACUCAAGGUGAUGAAGUUUCCGAUAGAAAAAAGAAGAGAUCGAAGCCAUUCAAGAAAUCCAGAAAACAAGAAGAAGAGGUUGUCGAAGAAGACAAAAACUUGCCAGAAGUUGAUCUUGAAGCUMUGUCUAAGGCCAGAAAAUCAUUGUUUGACGAUGACGAAGACGCUGCUGAAGCAGGAUCUGAUGAUGAAGAGCUAAAAGAUGAGUUUGACUUGGAACAAGAAUAUGAUUACGAUGAAGACGAAGGUGACGAGGCUCACCCAAUAUUCUCAGAUGACGAUAAUGACGAAGGUGAUCUUGAAGAAUUAAAUGCACAAAACAUGGAAGCUCUCUCCAAGAAAUUGGAUGAAGAAGAGGCUGAAGAAGCUGAAGAAGCCGAAAUGGAAUUAGUGGAAGCUGAACAAAUGCAACCAAGAGCUGAUGUCUUGCCAACCGAAGAACAAGAAGAAAUGAUGGCUCAAGAACCUCCUAAUUUAACCUCUACCAGAACAAGAAUGAUCGAAAUUGUCAAGGUCUUGGAAAAUUUCAAGACCCUCGGCGCAGAAGGCAGAUCCAGAGCGGAAUACGUUGACAGGCUUCUAAAAGAUAUCUGUGAAUAUUUUGGUUAUACACCAUUCUUGGCCGAGAAACUGUUUAAUUUAUUCUCACCAGCUGAGGCGAUGGAGUUUUUCGAAGCUAAUGAAAUCGCUAGACMAAUCACCAUUAGAACUAAUACGCUAAAGACUAGAAGAAGAGAUUUAGCUCAAACGCUUGUGAAUAGAGGUGUCAAUCUACAACCUAUUGGUUCUUGGACCAAGGUUGGUUUACAAAUUUUCGAUUCCCAGGUCCCAAUUGGUGCUACCCCAGAAUAUUUAGCAGGCCACUAUAUCUUGCAAGCAGCAUCAUCCUUUUUACCAGUCAUUGCUUUGGACCCUCAUGAAAAUGAACGUAUUUUGGAUAUGGCUGCUGCACCAGGUGGUAAGACCACCUACAUAUCUGCCAUGAUGAAGAACACUGGUUGUGUUUUUGCUAAUGAUGCCAAUAAAUCAAGAACCAAAUCUUUAAUUGCUAAUAUCCACCGUCUAGGCUGUACCAACACUAUUGUAUGUAAUUAUGAUGCUCGUGAGUUCCCAAAAGUUAUCGGUGGCUUUGAUAGAAUCUUAUUGGAUGCCCCAUGUUCUGGUACUGGUGUUAUUGGUAAGGAUCAAUCUGUUAAGGUUUCCCGUACCGAGAAAGAUUUCAUUCAAAUUCCACAUCUACAAAAACAAUUGCUUUUAUCCGCUAUUGACUCCGUUGACUGCAACUCCAAACAUGGUGGUGUAAUAGUAUAUUCAACAUGUUCUGUUGCUGUGGAAGAGGAUGAAGCUGUCGUAGAUUACGCAUUGAGAAAAAGACCAAAUGUCAAACUAGUCGAAACUGGUUUGGCCAUCGGUAAAGAAGGGUUUACUAGUUUCAGAGGUAAGAAGUUCCAUCCUAGUGUAAAAUUAGCAAGAAGAUACUAUCCACAUACUUAUAAUGUCGAUGGGUUCUUUGUUGCCAAAUUCCAAAAGACAGGUCCAUCUACGUUCGAUGAUAACCAAGCAAGUGCCAAAGAAAAGGAAUUUGCCGCUAGAAAGGAAGCUUUGGAAGAAGGUAUCAUUCACUCUGAUUUCGCUAGUUUCGAAAACGAAGAAGAUGAAAAGUAUAUUAAGAAGUCUGUGAAAAACAAUCUUUUGAAAAAGGGUGUUAAUCCAAAGGCCAAAAAGCCUUCCAAUGAAAAAUAA
Molecule: messenger RNA, 1860 nt
Organism: Saccharomyces eubayanus
Lineage: Eukaryota; Fungi; Ascomycota; Saccharomycetes; Saccharomycetales; Saccharomycetaceae
Gene: NOP2
Product: rRNA (cytosine-C5-)-methyltransferase NOP2
Exons: 1
Coding region: 1-1860 (619 amino acids)
Biological process (GO): rRNA base methylation; maturation of LSU-rRNA
Cellular component (GO): nucleolus
Molecular function (GO): rRNA (cytosine-C5-)-methyltransferase activity; RNA binding
Source: RefSeq, a predicted model, not a curated record